Messenger RNA from Caenorhabditis elegans, 696 nucleotides. It is a transcript of the gene rab-10, whose product is annotated as Ras-related protein Rab-10. Bases 8 to 613 code for a protein of 201 amino acids. Gene Ontology annotation, molecular function: G protein activity; GTPase activity; GTP binding. Lineage: Eukaryota; Metazoa; Nematoda; Chromadorea; Rhabditida; Rhabditidae. Gene Ontology annotation, cellular component: cytoplasm; presynapse; late endosome membrane. The record is from RefSeq and is marked reviewed. The transcript is spliced from 4 exons.
AAGAAAAAUGGCUCGCCGACCGUAUGACAUGCUCUUCAAAUUGCUGCUAAUAGGCGACUCAGGAGUUGGAAAAACUUGCAUUCUGUACAGAUUUUCGGAUGAUGCCUUUAACACCACAUUCAUCUCAACUAUUGGAAUCGACUUCAAAAUUAAAACUAUCGAAUUAAAAGGAAAAAAGAUUAAAUUACAAAUCUGGGACACAGCUGGACAAGAACGAUUCCACACAAUCACAACAUCAUAUUACCGCGGAGCAAUGGGAAUUAUGCUGGUUUACGAUAUCACAAAUGCGAAAAGUUUUGACAAUAUUGCAAAGUGGUUGCGCAAUAUUGACGAACAUGCAUCGGAAGAUGUUGUUAAAAUGAUAUUGGGAAAUAAAUGUGAUAUGAGUGAUAGACGAGUUGUGAGCAGAGAACGAGGAGAGAAGAUCGCACAAGAUCAUGGUAUUAGCUUCCACGAGACUUCAGCUAAAUUGAAUGUUCACGUCGAUACAGCGUUUUACGAUUUAGCAGAAGCAAUUCUGGCUAAGAUGCCUGAUUCCACUGACGAGCAAUCCCGCGAUACGGUGAAUCCAGUGCAACCACAGAGGCAGAGUAGCAGUGGAGGAUGCUGCUAGAUUCAUGUUUUUCCCUCUUACUUCUCUAUUCUCCAAUUUGGUUUUGUAAAUGUUUCAUCCGGGUAUUCAUGAAUUUGAAUGUC